Cyphomyrmex costatus is the source of this 3531-nucleotide messenger RNA. It is a transcript of the gene RhoGAP1A, whose product is annotated as Rho GTPase activating protein at 1A. The record is from RefSeq and is a predicted model, not a curated record. Gene Ontology annotation, biological process: positive regulation of GTPase activity; intracellular signal transduction. Gene Ontology annotation, cellular component: membrane. NCBI's taxonomy places the organism in Eukaryota, Metazoa, Arthropoda, Insecta, Hymenoptera, Formicidae. Bases 110 to 3406 code for a protein of 1098 amino acids. The transcript has 13 exons. Gene Ontology annotation, molecular function: GTPase activator activity; guanyl-nucleotide exchange factor activity.
CCCCCGUGCGAUGUACACGACGGCGCGGUGAGGAGUGGACGGUGGGAUCCUGAGGAGGACUCGCCGACGAGGAGUGCCGUCGACCCCACGCGCGUCCGCGUCCGGAGGCAUGAGCGUGUUUGGGGACUUCCAGCGUGUCUGGGUGCAGCGGUUCCCGGACAGCGCCUUGCCGGCCGCCUGGGAAGAGGAUGUCAGAGCGAACCUGGUCAGACAUAAGCAGAAGGUGACAGCUUUGAGAGAAGAGCUCGAAAAAGAAGAGUUUUAUGUAGAAUAUUUAGAGAGAUUGCUGGCUGACGUCGAGCGACACAAACAGCUGGCUAACAAUACCAGCGCGAAUACGAAUACGUCUGAGAUUAAACAGGAAGCGGCGACGGAAACGCAGUCUCAACAGGAUUCUCAAGUAUCGGAGAAUAGUUUGGCAGACUCUCCGAAUUCGCCGAAUUCUCAGAACGUCGGACCAUCCGCUCCUACCUUGACGGAACGGGAAGACAUCAGCAAAUUUCAAGACAAGUGCGUGUCCGAACUAAGCUCGACUCUUAGCACAGCUGGCAAGCGACCCAAGAGCGAAAUACCAAGGAGUCCCGAUAAAGUGCCUGAACUUAGAAGAAACAGUGAUCCAGAUGUGCCAAGUAAUUAUGUUACAGUGAUUGAAGUCACCGGAAGUUCGAAGAAAGAUAAAAAUGAGGAAUCUCUCAAGGAGGAGGACGAGAAAGACUUAGAAAAGGCUAUCAAUGAAGAUGGCGAAGAUGGCGAUGCAGAGGCAUCGGAAGAAGAGCCUUAUUACGAUUCAGUAGCCUUGGACCAAACUGGGGAAUAUGUUUACAUUGACGCGCGCGUUCCCACUGUCAACAGUAACAAUGGCAAUAGCAAGGCGGCAACUCGAAGACCACCCUCGCUGCCAGAUUCGCCGGGCAAUCAGAGUAAUUAUGUCAACAUCGAUUAUUUUAUACAACAUAGAGCAGCGAUGGACAGCGAAGAUGAAGAGGGUGCUAGUCCGGCGCCUCCGAUCUUGUUGCGAGCUCUCAGCACGGACAAUGAAACCGGCAGCAGCGACGCCGAACCGCUAAGUUUGAGCGAGGGUAGCUUGGAAUCACCGACCCCGACGACGCCGCGCAGACAAGAAAAGAGCAAGGAGCGCGAGGACGACAGGACGUCGAUGGUCAAGUGUAUCGUAAACUCGGUAGUGGAGAGCGAGGCUGUAUAUGUGGAAUGCUUAACUGUGAUGUUACAAUAUAUGAAAGCUAUUAGAGCAACUUUAACGACAUCUCAACCGGUCAUUUCGGAAGAGGAGUUUGGCACGAUGUUCUACAAGAUUCCGGAACUGCAUGCUCUGCAUCAGACGUUUCUGGAUGGCCUUCGAAAGAAGACGGAAAAGUGGGACAGUAAGACUACUAUAGGAGAACAAUUUAAGAUUAUGGCCAGUAAUAUAGGAUUAUAUGGUGCGUUUUUACACAAUUAUGCUCGCGCGACCGAUACUGUGCGACGAUGCUCUGCUCAUUCCACUCAAUUUGGAGAGAUUACUAGAGAUAUAAGACUCAGAGGUUUUCCAAAGGGUCCGGGUUUGUCUCUAGAAGAUUUGUUACACAAACCAGUUGCUCGAGUACAAAAAAACGCUUUAGUUUUACAUGAUCUUCUCAAACAUACACCAGUCAACCAUGCGGAUCAUGCACCUCUGUCAGAAGCUCUUGCUAUGACCAGAAACUUUCUAGAUGAGUUUAAUAUUAUUCAGACGAAAUCCAUGUUUCCGAGUCACGAUAGAGCCCAACGAAGAUUGGUAAAAAAUUCAUUUGUAGUCGAGCUUUCAGACGGUCACAGAAAAUUAAGACACCUCUUUCUUUUUAAUGAUGUGAUCGCCUGUGCGAAGUAUAAAGCCUCUGGCAGAGAUAAAUUCACAUUUGAAUUAAAAUGGUAUGUGCCGGUAGCGGAAGCUGCUGUUACGGAAGACGGUAUAGAGCCUCGCGAAGCUAGCCCUGCUAAUGUGGUAGCUUUAAGGUCGCAAGCAUGUACAGUACGCGAUCAAAUUUUAUGGGAAGAACGAAACGAUGAGAAACGAAUCCGAUUGGGCGGCAGAGGUUCGGAGAAAAAUCGCAAAAAACUCGCUGAACUUGAGGCUCAGCUGGUGUUAGCCUCGCCAAACUUAGUUCUACGCGUGGCGCAUAAAAGUCAGCAGAAUCGAGUACAAAAUUCUUACACUUUCUUCCUGUCUAGCGAAUUUGAGCGUUCUCAAUGGGUAGAGGCGGUGGAGGCAUUACAACAGGGUGGACAACCUCCAGGGCAGCUGCCAUUGUCAAUGUACGAACUGCAAGCUUGGGUCACUGCCUGUCGAACGUAUUUACAGACUGAUAUGGGUAGCUACCUUCUGAGAUCAGGACGCGAUGAGAGUUUAUUGCUGGGUGAUCUUCAUUUAACACUGCUCGGUUUGACUCCGCCAGGCUUAGACAGAGUGGGUGAUCUCUAUAUCAUUGUGGAAGUUGACAGUUAUGGACACUACUUCAAAAGAGCGCGAAGUCGCAUCGCUAGAGGUCAAGCUCCGAUUUGGGGCGAGACUUUUGUAGUAGAGUUGGAGGGAAGCCAGAACGUUAGGAUUCUAUUGUAUGAAGAAUGCGGUACACGCUCGGUAUUGCGAGGCAAGUGCAUUCAGCGGUUGAGUAGAUCUUGGCUCCAAUCUGAUCAGGUGGAGAGGUCGCUAAACUUGGGACCUGCGACAUUGGACGUGGCGUUACGUUUUGUUCCCAGCGAGGUCACUCUGAGGCGAGUGCCAUCAGCCAAGCCACAGGGCUUAUUUGGAGCCAAAAUCCAACAAGUUUGCAAACGAGAGAAACGCGACGUACCUUUUAUAAUAACGGCAUGCGUACGAGAAGUGGAAAGACGUGGUGUUGGCGAGGUAGGUCUGUAUCGUGUUUCUGGCUCAGCGUCUGAUGUUGCAAGGCUACGCAAGUCGUUCGAAAGCAAUUCGUACGAAGCGGAGCAGCUACUUAAAGAGGUGGACGUGCACUCGGUAACGGGAGUAUUAAAACUGUAUCUGCGUGAAAUGCCAGAGGCGCUGUUCACCGAUGCUCUUUAUCCGGCAUUCCUGGAGGCCUUUCAAACGGGCGAUUUAUCACGGGGUGCCGCAUUGCGACGCGUUUAUGAGGGCUUACCUGCUGUCAACAAAGCGGUGAUCGACUUUUUGUUGGCGCACUUGGCACGUGUGAACAAACACGAGACACAGAACAAAAUGUCACUGCAUAACCUGGCUACAGUGUUCGGGCCCACAUUACUGCGUCCUGGCACCAGUAAUUCACGCAGCGACGCUAAAAGCCGCGAUCCUCUCGCUGCCGGCACCGUCGACGUGAUGGCGCAAGCUGGCAUUCUUUACUGCUUCUUGCAGUUACACUUGCAACAACAGAACAAUCAAUCUCUCUAGUCGACAAAGUCCUCUCAUUCUGAACACGAUUAACGUUACCGUUCGAUUUUAAACGGAAACGCGACCACUUUCUUCCUGAUGAAGCAAACGCCGAAAAGACGAUGUAUGAUGGUGUCUGAAGAACA